GGAUGGAUAAGGAUGGGGACAAGAUGGCAGAGAGUAUAAUAAAUCUCACCCUAGAGAUCCUCCUCCGGCUUACUGGAGAGGAAUACACAGUAGUGAAGAAGACCUCUAGUGAGCAUUGUCAGGCCCUGGUAUCUGAAGGACGGGGAGGAAUCCGGAGCCCAAUAUCCAGGCCGACACCUCACAUCCCGAUACAUGAGAAAGUCAACAGGGAGAAGAUCCUAGAGCUCACCAACAAGAUCAUUGAGCUGCUGACUGGAGAGGUGACAUCGCUGGGAAUGCCGGGACAUUAUACAGUAACACUAUGAAGGGAUCUGGGUGAUGACUGUAUCAUUCUGUUGUCAGGUUCCUAUAAGG
Molecule: messenger RNA, 354 nt
Organism: Bufo bufo (common toad)
Lineage: Eukaryota; Metazoa; Chordata; Amphibia; Anura; Bufonidae
Product: oocyte zinc finger protein XlCOF29-like
Exons: 2
Coding region: 3-305 (100 amino acids)
Source: RefSeq, a predicted model, not a curated record